This is a messenger RNA of Actinia tenebrosa (Australian red waratah sea anemone), 1611 nucleotides long. RefSeq lists its product as uncharacterized. Gene Ontology annotation, biological process: establishment or maintenance of epithelial cell apical/basal polarity; heterophilic cell-cell adhesion. Gene Ontology annotation, cellular component: plasma membrane; protein-containing complex. The record is from RefSeq and is a predicted model, not a curated record. NCBI's taxonomy places the organism in Eukaryota, Metazoa, Cnidaria, Anthozoa, Actiniaria, Actiniidae. Gene Ontology annotation, molecular function: calcium ion binding.
AAUAACCUGGUUAUUGUCUUAUGUCACAGAACCCAUGUGAAGGCAAACCUUGCCUAAAUAAAGGAAAAUGCUUGCUCCAUAAAAACAGAAGGGAUUAUCGUUGCCGAUGCAAGAAAGGAUACAGCGGAGAAAAAUGCCAACUUGAUGUCAAUGAAUGCGAAACAAAACCUUGUGAUGCAAACGCUGCUUGUAUUAAUACCAAGGGAUCGUAUCAAUGCACAUGUAACAGCGGCUACCAUGGUAACGGAAAACAGUGUAGCCCGUAUGCCAGAGGACUUGAUUCUUCGGCUAUUUUAAGCAACUAUGGCAAUGCGACUUUUCUGCAAGAUUUGGGUCUUUACUUGUUUCCAGUUGUGCAAAACCCAAGUAAAAGUCUUUGGGUCAGAUGUUGGCACGCUGCAAAUGAUGGCUGGAAUGUUAGAACCACAUUCCACCCCCAGUGUGAUGGAAAUAGUCCCACAGUGACUAUAGUACGUGUAGUUAGCUACGUGUUUGGUGGAUACAGCGAUGUUCCAUGGCAGAGUAGCGGCGGCUAUACUUCGUCUUCCAAAUCCUUCCUGUACUCCCUGAGGAACAUCUAUGGAUAUAGUCCAGUCAACCUGACCCUCAAUGGACAAAAUGAUGGCAAAGCGAUAUAUAACGGCGCUGGCUAUGGUCCAGUAUUUGGUGGGGGAAAUGACCUGUUUAUCUCGGACUUUGCUUCAAGUUACAAUGACUCACUUACCAGCUUGGGCAACACAUACCGUACUCACCAAAUAUGUAGUAGCAGAGGAACAUGCACUUCUUUUAUGGCCGGCAACGACAAUUUUUCUCCCAAUGACAUAGAAGUCUUUUAUGAAACCAUUACCUAAUAUAAUAGGGCUAGCACGGCAUUGCAAAAGUGUAUUUUGGUAUUAUUUACGACCAUUAUUAGAGUGCUUUUAUUUAACCGUGAAAUAAUUACUUAAGUUAGGCUGUGUUCAUAAUGUAUGGCAGAAAAAAAUCUCUGAAAAAAUGUUUCAAACCCCUUCAUUUUACUGGUAAGAAUUUUCCCCGAUCCCCCCUAAAUUUCACCUGCUCCCCCCUCUGCCAUACAUUAUGAACGCAGCCUUAGUGUAAAUAUUACUUAGAAUGUCCUUUACCGCCAAGACGUCUCCCCCGGAGAUAUUAGACUAGCCAGUUAUAAGACUUAUCUUCACUGGUCCCAAGUAACCAAGACAAACAACACAUAGCGACUAACAGAAAUACAGGGACGACUUUUCGCAGUCUGGUAUUGUUAAUAUUUUUACUGCCCAGACGUCUCCCCCGGAGAUAUUGGACUAGCCAGCUAUAAGACUUAUCUUCACUUGGCCAAAGUAACCAAGGCAAACGAAAAGCGACCAACAGAAAUACAGGGACGACUUCUCGCAGUCUGGUAUUGUUAAUAUUUUUACUGCCCAGACUUCUAGUUUAUCAUAGAGAGGAUCUAGGGGGUGUCCUGUGUCCUGCGGUGCGCCGGACACUCCACUCACGCCAGUAAUUACCAAUAAAUUUUCGCUAUUUUCUUCCAAAAUUGUACAAACGCAUGUCAUUCCGGAGUGAUUAUCUCAAAAAACAAGCUCGGGACAGCCCAUUUUUCUUUGCAUUUUUAAA